Molecule: messenger RNA, 5624 nt
Organism: Chara braunii
Lineage: Eukaryota; Viridiplantae; Streptophyta; Charophyceae; Charales; Characeae
Source: the annotation of a GenBank genome assembly
GAGAGAGAGAGAGAGAGAGAGAGAGAGAGAGAGAGAGAGAGAGAGAGAGAGAGAGAGAGAGAGAGAGAGAGAAGGAUCGAGGAUGGUGCUAGGCCUUGGUUCAAGAUCGAAAAAGUACUCUUCGACGUUACGGCUUGAAUACGAGAUCCAUCUUGGCGAGGUUCGACCAUGGCCAUGGCCGAAAGCCGAGGAGGCUCCCUUCUCCCUGAUAAUGACAUGGCAGCGUGGGCCUAGGCGAUCCGGCACGAGUCGAGAAGUUUUUCUCGUCCGAGAUGACGAGUAUCGCCUUCGAGCCACGUCGGCGUCAUCGGGAUCCGAUGCCUCCGCGAGACGUGUUCGCCGGGCGGAAGCAGCAGCAGCAGCGGGAGCAGGUGGCGCAGGUGGAUCUCGAGACGGCGGCGGGGUCGACGCUGCAAUCGACGGUUCGAAACGCAUGCGCGCUGUGAUCGCAUUCGAUGACAUUUUCCGUCUUCCUGUCACCCUUUAUCGCUCGACUGCAGCUGGCUCUACGACGCGUGAGGAAUCCGGUGGAACGAAGGGCGCUGAGCCGUAUCUGAAGAAAUGUCUGGUUUUGUCCUUGUACGAGUGUCAGCAACACGAGAAGGCUCCCAAGGGUCAGCCUUUAGCUCGCGCCGUUGUCAAUCUUGCGGAAUUUGCGCCACCAGGGGUGGCGACUGGCGGGGCGGCCAGCAGCGGCGGCGGUGGCCCUCUCGUCGUUGUCGACGUUGAGACUUGCCGCGACAUUCCGCUGGCGACCACCAAGGGCGUGAUCGCCGCGGUCGGGACCCCGGUGCUCGCUCUCAAGGUGAGGUGUUUGGACAAGAGGACGGCGAAAGAGCGGCUGCGUUCGGCGUCUCUCGAUCGGGACCCUUCCUCCAAGUCGUUGCUCGGCUUCCUGCGCCGGAGCGCCUCGCGCAGGGACGGCGGACCUUGGGGCGGCGCCGGCGACCAGACGGAAGACGACGCUAUGAUCAGCGAUGAAGACGACGACUUGGCGUCGUUAUCGAUGACAGAUGAAGAUCUUUUGUCCCCUAUGUCCUCCGCAGGAGGCGGCGCUGGAGGAAGCGGGGGCUCAGGUAAGAUGACACCCGAUUCCGCAGGUCCGCGGAGCCGGCGCAGCGAAUCCAUCGCUUCUCUCAACGACUUGAUGAAGGCGUCCGACGGGGGCGGAGACGGAGAAGAAGACGCGACCGAACGCGGAGGAUCAAUCAGAGGUGGGGUGGGACGUCACCAGCGGAGCAAGACCUUUGACACGGUGACACCUUCCUAUUCAUCGCCGAAAGCUGAGACGCCCAAGAGUAGAAGCCCUUUGAGUGACGGUGGGAGGAGGGGGGGGGGAGGAGGAGGAGGAGGAGGUGGGCUGAGGGGGGAAGGGCAGAGUUUGAAGGAUUGCAUUGGGGAAGAAGAGGGAGAGGGAGGUGGCGCUGCACCCCGGCCCCCUGCAAGCGCUUCUGGCAACCGCCACUUCUUCGGCUUCCGCAGUCCCAUCCACGCCUUGGCGCUGACGAGGAGAGGGGCAAAGACUGGAGGGGACGGCGGCGGGGCGAAAUCGCCUGCGCCUCGGUCUCCUCUUCGUGGAUCCGUCGAGCAAGUGGACUUGACAGCCCACCACCAGAGGAAGGACGGGGCCACCGCCAGCUCGCCCACUGUCAGGACUUCACCGUUUGCCAGCGGUUGGGCGGCGGCGAUACUUGAUGCCGAUCAACCGGAGUACCGAGGAGGCAGUGGGGUAACGGAAACGGCGGCGGGAAGAGAGGGCGGGGAGGAGGAGGAAAAGGCGGGAGAUUCCGCUUCCAGGAGGGGAGAAGACGGGAGUGGGAGGGAGGAGGAGGAGGAGGAGGAGGAAGAAGAGGAGGAGGAGGCGGCGAGGGGAAGGAAGGAGAGAGGAGAAGAGAAGGGUACCACCGAGUCGCCAGAGGGACCAAUGAGUAGUCCAACUUCCCCGAAAUCUCCGAAAUCCCCAAAAUUCCCGACAUUGCUGACAUCCCCAAGAUCCCCGAGAUCCCCGAAAUUGCCGAUGUCCCUCCCGAAAUCCCCAUCAUCGCCGAUGUCCCCCCCGAAAUCCCCAUCAUCGCCGAUGUCCCUCCCGAAAUCCCCAUCAUCGCCGAUGUCCCUCCCGAAAUCCCCAUCAUCGCCGAUGUCCCCCCCGAAAUUCCCAUCAUCGCCGAUGUCCCCGAAAUCCCCAUCAUCGCUGAUGUCCCCCCCGAAAUUCCCAUCAUCGCCGAUGUCCCCGAAAUCCCCAUCAUUGCGGAUGUCCCCGAAAUCCGCGGAGCUCGUGAAAUUACCAACAUCGCCGCCGCUAUCCCCCAGAUCUCCCCUGUCCCCCAAAUCGAACAUUUAUGGAAAUGGGGGGGCGGUUGUCCCGGGAGACGGGACGGCGAAGAGACAGGAGGGCCUCUCUAUGGACGAAGACGAGGGAGAGGAAGAGGGGUUCCCAUAUGGCAAGGGUGGGGUAUGCAGUAAACCGGACGUUAGACACUCGCCAUCGGGAUCAGCAGUCUCUGAUGGGGUCUCAACACAAGAGCACGUGGAAACAGGUGAAGAGAAAGCGGGCCAGAGAGUAAUUAUAGCAGAAGAUGGAAAUGAGAAGGAGAUGGAGACGAUGGGGAGCGAACCCGUGCCGACGGCAGGAGCAGCAGCAGCAGCAGCAGCAGCAACGAAGUACGCACUGGGCAGUGCAAAGAAUGCGACGGCUGGCGUCGGACCAGUGAGGACCGUCCGAUCACCGGAUCGUGGUCAGGUUAAUUACAAGGGAGGAAGACUGGAACGAGUGCCACGCUCUCCAAGAGAGGACGAAGAGGAGGAGGAAGAUGAUGGUGAUGAUGAGGAGGUGUGGGACCCGGAGGUAACGAGUAAUGGAAGUGGUGGGGCCAUGAGGAGGAGGUUGGCCUCGGAGCAGAGAGAGAGAGGGAGAGGAGGACGGGUCUGGGAUCAUAGUAGAGAGCAGCGGGAGCUCGAAGAUGGCGAGAGAGCUAGGCAAGCGAUAGCAGAGGCAGCGGAGGAAUGCGCCAAGCUGCGGAAAGCGCUUGGGGAGAGCGCGGGGCGGACGCUAGAAGCGCAGACGAAGGCCGCAGCGGCGGAGAAGAGACUGGCAGAAAUCCAUGCCGUGUACGAUGUGAUGGAAACGGAACUCCGGGAUCUGGCGGCUGUGGAGGUGGCUGUGUACUCGGUGACGGUGGCACAUGGUGGCACGUGUCAGAAGAUCCAUACGCCAGCAAGGCGCCUGGCACGGCUGUACAUGCGUAGCUGCCAUAAACGAGGGAUGGCUAAGAGCAGCAGCGCGGCAAAGGCGGCGGUAUCUGGUCUAGUCACGGCAGCUCGAGCAAGCGGUGAGGAUAUCGCACGGCUCGUCUUCUGGUGGUCUAACUGUGUGAUGCUGCGGGAGAUGCUCCUGGACGCGUUCUCGGGCGAGGGGAGUGGCCAGACGCAUGCUGCUGAUGCUAAUGGGUCGUCAUCGGAUGAUGGGGCGGCGGGGGGGGGAGGCGGUAUGGUCAAGGGAGUUGUAGGAGCUGGUCUGAUGAAGAGAACGGAGGAGGAGGAGAGGGUAGGGGGAGGAGGGGGGGGGUUUGGGGGGAGCGGGUGGGGAGCUGCUGCUGAUGAAGCGGGCCCCGAAAACUGGGAGAAAGUGGCAACGUUCGUGUCGGCUUUGGAACGUGUCGAGGACUGGAUCCAUGAGAAGGUAUUGCAGCUCGUUUGGUGGAAAGUGAUGCUUCCGCCCAUGCAGGAAGGGGAGCAUAGUAAAGGGGAUAGAGCGGAAGGAGAGCGCGAAGCAAGUAUAGGAGUAGAAGGAGGGGGAGGAGGAGGAGGAGGAGGGGGAGGGGGAUGGGGAGCAGGAUGGAGGGUGGGAGGUGGUGCAGGAGGAAACUUUAGCAGACUGUCAAGGAGUUUGACUACGAGCCUGAGGCCUCUGGCGCAGACGAAGGCUGCGGCGGCUGUGCCUGUGGAGAACGGGAACGCUGGGGAAAAAAGACCGAAGGGAGGAUCGGAAUGCGUGGAGAUUUGGAAAACCGCCUUGUCGGAGGUGAAGAAGAGGCUGUGCCCAAGUCGAAGCGAGGGCCACGAGUGUGGCUGCCUGACCCCUCUCUGUCGAUCAGUGCUAGUGGACUGCUGUCGAAGACUCGAUGUUGCACUUUUCAACGCGCUCAUUCGAGAGAGCCCGUUUUCUCAGUCGACGGAUCCGAUUGCUGACCCUCUGACUGAGCCCAGUGUACUUCCCCUGCCUAUGGGUGUGUUAAGCUUUGGCGGCGGGGUGCAGCUAAAGAUCGCUAUCGCGGGAUUGAUGGAGUGGUUGCCGCAGUUUUUGGGACCACCACUGCCUUCGACUUCUUCGUCGGGUAAUUAUAAACUGUCGGACCUGAGCAGAACAGUCGGGAUCGGGUGGGAUGGCGACGGGGGCGGGGGCGGCGGGGGGGCCGGCAAGGCUAAUGCUAAGAUCUUGUCGCUACUUAGAGCGACGGCAGAUCUGCUGAUGUUGCCCAAGGAAACGUUGAUGGACCAUUCCGUGCGACGGGAGGUGUGCGCCUCUCUGAACCUUCACUUGAUUCAUCGGGUUCUUCAGUUGUUUUCUCCGGACGACAGCGCGCCGGAGGAGGUGUCUCCCGCCUUGCUCGCGGCCAUCAACGGCGAAGCGAUGAUGGAGCGCCGUCGGAAAGGCGAACCCGAUCCCGACCCAUCCGUCUUGCCUAUGGCACCCGCCGCGACGUGCUCCUACGUGCCGCCGCCUUCCUUGUUUGUGAGGGAACUGAUCGGUCGCGCGCGCGACGGGGCUGGGGUGAAAGGCUACACCAGCGACGACGAGAUCAACCAGGCAGAAGACCCCCUUGGCUUCUGGGUUAACGGCAUGACAGUCCGGACUCCAUGUCGACUCGCCUUCUCCUCCUCCUCCUCCUCCUCCUCCUCCUCCUCCUCCUUCUCGCCUCCCAGGAAUGUCACUGCGUCCCUCUCAGCGGCAGCUUCCAUUUCCAGUCCUCCGCUUAGUCCUCCGUCUUCCCCGGGCAAGAUCGCCGGCCGCUCCGCCGCCGCCGCUACCUCUACCCCCGCCGCCCCCGCAUCCUCCUCCUCCUCUUCCCAUCCAGUGCCUAUUAGGUACUCACUCCUCAGACAGGCGUGGGUGAACGAUGACGGCACAAACUAGGUAGGUAGUUGUUGCUUUGUUGCUGUUUCCUUCUCCCCUUUUUUGUUUCCUUCUUCUCGCUUCGUUCUCAUUCCGACGAGAUUACACCAUCGUCAUCGUUCUGCAAGCCGUUUAGUCGAUCUGAACACCUGAACACCUUUCAGUCUAUAUCUGAAAGCCCCUUUUAGCACAACGGCCCUGCAAAGGGUGGGGUGGGCAUUCCUUCUCAUCGGUCGGGUUUGAUCGGGUUUUUUGCUAAGGGUGGGGUGGUUAUUCCUGCUCAUCGGAGUUCAUCGGGGUUGAUCGGGGUUGUUGCAAAGGGUGGGGUGGGCAUUCCUGCACAUCGGGGUUAUUGUGGUGGGGCUGGUUUUGGGGGGGCGAAAGUGGGAAUUUGUUGUGGGAUCGUGGGUCUCUGUCUCUUGCGGGAAUCGAACGGGUGACGACGUGGGGAACUACUGACCGAUGAGAUGAGAUGAGAUGAGAGGGGAUAUAAUAAAUGCCAUUAUUAAGC